CGCCGCCGCGAUGCCCAACUUCUCCGGCCACUGGAAGAUGCGGAGCUCCGAGAACUUCGAGGAGCUGCUCAAGGCGCUGGGGGUCAACGUGAUGCUCCGGAAGAUCGCCGUGGCUGCGGCCUCCAAGCCGUCCGUGGAGAUCAAGCAGGACGGAGAACGCUUCUACAUCAAGACCUCAACCACAGUGCGCACCACCGAGAUCAGCUUCAAGGUCGGAGAAGAGUUUGAGGAGCAGACGGUGGACGGGCGACCCUGCAAGAGCUUGGCCAAAUGGGAGAGCGACAAUAAAAUGGUGUGUGAGCAGCGGCUGCUGAAGGGGGAGGGCCCCAAGACAGGCUGGUCCCGAGAAAUGACCAACGACGGGGAUCUCAUCCUGACGAUGACUGCCGAUGACGUGGUUUGCACCAGGAUCUACACCCGGGAGUGAAGCCUGUUUGUGUGUGUGUGUGUGUGGGAGG
Molecule: messenger RNA, 458 nt
Organism: Euleptes europaea (tarantolino)
Lineage: Eukaryota; Metazoa; Chordata; Lepidosauria; Squamata; Sphaerodactylidae
Gene: CRABP2
Product: cellular retinoic acid binding protein 2
Exons: 5
Coding region: 11-427 (138 amino acids)
Biological process (GO): fatty acid transport
Cellular component (GO): cytosol; nucleus
Molecular function (GO): fatty acid binding
Source: RefSeq, a predicted model, not a curated record